UCAUGAGGAGUCUAUCUGUGAGAGGACGCACGCAUUCAUCACCAUUAUAUGUCAUCGGGGGGAAAAAGAUGGAUAGCAGAUGCCAUUGCUUAACCAACAAUGAUAGGGUUUUGAAUCCCAUCCUCUACAACAUCCUGAGCCAAAUGGACAGCAGCAUGCAGAGCCAAGACUGCCUCAACUACAUCUCAGUGCCUCACAGGUGCAACUGCGAGGUGCGCCGGACACUGUGCUUAAAAAGUCCAAGUGAGAUCUGCAAAGAAGCCUCAGCAGUUCUGGUUAAAACCGUCCACUUCAUUAAGAGCCUGCCUGCGUUCAACCAGCUGCCACUGAGUGAUCAGUUUGCGCUGUUGAGAAGCUGCUGGGCUCCCCUCUUUAUUCUGGGGCUGGCUCAAGAACAUGUGGACUUUGAGGUUACAGAUGCCCCCGCUGACAGCAUGCUGAAAAAGAUUCUUCUGAACCGCCAGGAGAGCCCCGAGGCUAAAAGGGAGCAGCCCACCAUGGCAGGCGUCAGCAAACUCAAGUCUUGCCUCAAAAAGUUUUGGAGUUUGGAUUUAAGCCCAAAGGAGUAUGCAUACCUGAAGGGAACCACGAUAUUCAAUCCAGACGUUCCGGAAUUAAAGGCUGGAUUGUUUGUGGAGGGCUUGCAGCAGGAAGCUCAGCACGCCCUGAGGGAGGUGGUGCAGCUCCUUCACCCGGGUCGCGAGGAGCGCUUCGCUCGAAUCCUGCUCACAGCUUCCAUGCUGCAGGGCAUCACACCCACCCUCGUCACCGAGCUCUUCUUCCGGCCCGUCAUAGGCCAGGCUGACCUGCUGGAGCUGCUGGUCGACAUGCUCUUUUACAGAUAAGAACAGUGGACCUCAGCUGAGGGACUUUAAACCACAUGACACCCAGGCUGGGAAAGGAAUGUUGGACGGCUGCUGUGAAGCAGAUUAUAAAACCCCACAAAAAAAAUGUAGAUUUGAUGAACAAGCCACCAUGAUUGCUCACAUUCACGCAAAGCUGAGGUCACUUUAUCUCUGUGUCAACAGAUUUCCUUCCCCUAAGUAGAAGGAUUUUCACACAGUGGCAGACUUGUCUCUUUCUAUUAGAAUAUUUGAUUUUGUCAAUCUUUUCUGUUAUUUCAUUGUUGUAAAUAUGUGUCUUUUGCUUUUACAGGAAACUUCAAAUAAAUAUAUUUUUGUACACAAAUGACAAAUUACAGCCUCACGCUCUUGACUCACACCAAGCCAAUGCCACUGUCACACUUAAUCUGACAAAUUCAGCUGUUAAACGCAUAUUAUUGAGUCAAGAUGUUGCUAAACUCAGAUUGACAAAUUUCUUAGUUGCAGUUGGAUCUUGUUGGUGAACGUGGAUAUUUAUCCACAAGAGCUCUUUCUUUUUCAAAAAUGAUGACAGGAAUGUGUCACAGAAUAAUAUUUCUUGUUCAUUCCGAAGCUUUGUCUCCCUCUAUUGGAAAACACAUCCACAAGCAAAUAAAAAGAAAGAUCCUCGA
Molecule: messenger RNA, 1492 nt
Organism: Oryzias latipes (Japanese medaka)
Lineage: Eukaryota; Metazoa; Chordata; Actinopteri; Beloniformes; Adrianichthyidae
Gene: nr0b2a
Product: nuclear receptor subfamily 0, group B, member 2a
Biological process (GO): circadian rhythm; negative regulation of transcription by RNA polymerase II
Cellular component (GO): cytoplasm; nucleus
Molecular function (GO): transcription factor binding; transcription corepressor activity
Source: RefSeq, a predicted model, not a curated record